AUGCGAGGCAAGUUAUCAGCCCAAAAUUGCACUAAUGUUUUUUCUGGUGUAAGAUGUGUGCAAUAUUCAAAGGCCAGGGCUCGUGAGCAUCGAGAUCCAGCCUCUGCAAUUGCGGGUCAAUAUAUGGGAUUCGUUUACCACAGUACGCCACAGGACAGGCCAGUUGGCCGCCUCGCAGGGAUAUUGGCACCAAGUUUGGGAAUUAACCUAUCGAGCAACACAUACCCUGCGCUUUUAAGCGAAAUUAAAGGUAAUAUCGGCACAAGUGCUGGCUGUAGAAAUCUGUCUUUAAGCAUUGAUAGGAAGAAAGGCGAUCUGGUGACGUCAGUCUCGUUAAAACCACUCAGGGGUCAACAAAAUGGUCGUCACCAACUGAUAUGA
This is a messenger RNA of Ogataea angusta, 381 nucleotides long. RefSeq lists its product as uncharacterized. The record is from RefSeq and is a predicted model, not a curated record. NCBI's taxonomy places the organism in Eukaryota, Fungi, Ascomycota, Pichiomycetes, Pichiales, Pichiaceae. The transcript has 2 exons. Bases 1 to 381 code for a protein of 126 amino acids.